GCCUACAAUAUCAUAGAUAUUUAAAGAAUUAUCGUAUUAUCAUCUUUCCGGUGGGAAGAAAACGUUCCCAUUCUUGUUCCCACCAAUCACCAUUCAACUGUUUUCUGUGCACUCUUUUUUUGCGCACUUACUAUUAUUAUUAUUUCCCAAUUGUUUCAGAUGCGUGAUUCUGACUCUGUUGAGGAUUUUGUGGGUCCCUCUUCACAAAAGUCAAAACCUGCCACACCUUCCUCUAAAAGGAAGGCAGCUGUCCCUACUAGCAGUAAAGGCGAAGGGUCAAAGAAGAAGAAGGGAGAUGACGAUGCAAAAAAGGAGUUGCCCAGUACUAAGUUUCUCAAAUUAGAUUCGGAUGACGAGGAGGAGGAAGAAGAAGACUUGUCAUCGAAACGAGACUGGAUGAUGGUGGAGAGGAAAGCGGAUGGAACACGAUUCUCACCAGGUCAACCCACCAGCCCCCUCGAACGAGGAUAUGCCAAUCGGGCGAUUCAGUUGCGAGAGGACAGACCUGUGCCUGUGUGGUGGAAAAUCACCCAAUCGCUGGACACAAGAGGAUGUCGGAUAAGUCUGAUGAUGAAGGAGAUAGCAAAUUACGGCAUUUUUAUUGCCAAUUGGCUCGAGAAGGGGAUGAUGAGGUUAUGGGAUCACAAGAGUCGACAACUUCAGAGUUAACCCCACUCACCCCGGAAGUCGUUACGGGAAAUUACCCACCUCUCACUGCUGCCGAAAGAGGAAUAGCUGAAGCCAAAAUAAUACAAGCUGGUGAAGAAGGGUUGAGGAUUCCAGGAUUAAAGUCUAAGGUGGUGUACUCACCACCAAAUCAGAACCGGACGUAUGGAUUAUUCUCACUAGUGUCCCUUGCUGGCUCUGGUGGCAGAUUUAUAUGCGCAGUAAUUAGUAACUGUGUGAGGAUUAAGUCCACUACUAUGGAGCCCAUCCCGAAAUGUGAACUACACAAAGGAGAACAAGUCGGUUUCGUUCUAUGCCAAUUUACAGAUGACGCCAAUAAGAAGAAUGACGUCAUCCUCCAUGCGAUUGCCUCUUUUACAUAUAUUUAUGGGGAUGAAAAGGGGAAAAAUAACAACGCCACCAGGGCAAUCAUGUCUCAAAAUCUAAACAAAACACAUUCAGGGUGGACAAUUUACUCUGAAGAGCGAAAGUCGGCCAAGAAACCGACCCCAGUACUUAAAGAGCUCGAGACGCGUCGCCGCUAUUAUGAUGAAGAUGACGAGUAUGGGCUGAUGAAAGUAUACGCAGCAAGACAGACCACCACCCUGUUUAAAAUGCUCUUGUGGCCUGAUACGACCAUCAAAAUAAUCUGUCUCAACACCAUGAUUAACUUUCCCAAUGGGGCAUACAAGGAAUUGGUAGAAGAGAUGGACAUUUGUGGAUUAGAGUUGAAGAUUCAUGACAAAUUGUCAUCAUCAGCAGCAGCGGCGUUGAAUUUGGAACCUGCACAAGAGAUUCCUUUCCUCCUCAGAGCAGAACAGGGUGAGAGUAUUGAAGAAUUGUUGACCAGAGGAAGACAGGAGAAGAAAGGGGAGAAAGUGGCUGCGUUAUAUUUUGUAUCCAAUACUUAUGUGAUUUAUGCUGGCCAAGCACUCUCGGGUAAGGUGCAUAUGAAACAAAGCCCUUCCGACCCCGUAAUUGACUAUAAAAAUAACAAGCCCCCCUCUCAUCCUGACUACAAAAAUGUCCCCAUUGGACUUGUUCGUGAAGGAGAACGAUACCGAUGGGAAUUUCAUUUGCACAUGUGUGCCCUGAUAGCGUCCCUUUUACAAUUGAAAAAUAGCAUCACCUCAAAAGAUUUCAAGCCUCUAGGUGUGGGCCACCCUAUCUGUAUUAAUAGGCAGGCCAAUUCAAACUAUGUAGAUAAGAAUUCAUGGGGCAUUAUUAAUGGUUAUUUGAUGAAAAAGUUUUCAGUCGCUGUGUAUUUAGGACCAAAACAAAUAAUUGAUUAGGAUUUGAAAUAUGCUGUAACAGGAUGUUUUAAUGAAUGGAUUUUUGUCUAUGAUUACGUGAAGUGUGAAUAAAUGAUUUAAGUAUUAAUAAAUUACAGAUUAAUUGUAGAUGGAA
This is a messenger RNA of Folsomia candida, 2073 nucleotides long. RefSeq lists its product as uncharacterized. Bases 552 to 1958 code for a protein of 468 amino acids. The transcript is spliced from 6 exons. NCBI's taxonomy places the organism in Eukaryota, Metazoa, Arthropoda, Collembola, Entomobryomorpha, Isotomidae. The record is from RefSeq and is a predicted model, not a curated record.